GGAAGCCAUAAUCGGUUCGAGUCAUCAAUUCAGGAGCUCAUCUCACCCGCAACAAGCUGCCUUCAGAACCUUCUCACCAGAUUGAAGCUAAACUAGUCAAGAUGAUGAUCAAAGUAGCUCUUGUGCUCUGUGCUAUUGUGGCAACCAGUAUGGUGUGCGCCAAGGAUUUUGAAGAGCAAGAUGCAUUGGACACUUUGCUGAAUAUGAUGCUCUCAGAGGAGGUUGCAUCUCCUGAUGACGCUGUAGCCUUGCAAGGCUGGAGACACUGGAAGAAGGCGUUUCAUAAAGUCAGUCAUGCAGUUAAGAGUGGCAUCCACGCUGGACAGCGCGGGUGCUCGGCUCUCGGUUAUCCUCCAGAAGAAGCUCGCGUUAAAAUUCUGACUGCGUUCCCAGAGAUGAAAGAGGAGGAUCUCACCGAAGAGUAUCUUAAAUCGAUCUGCGCUGGUGCACAUGCCCUUGGCAGUUCACAUGCCCGUGGCCGUGCACAUGCCCGUGGCCGUUCACAUGCCCGUGGCCGUUCACAUGCCCGUGGCCGUGGCCGUGGCCGUGGCCGUGGCCGUGGCCGUGGCCGUGGCCGUGGCCGUGGCCGUUAG
Strongylocentrotus purpuratus (purple sea urchin) is the source of this 593-nucleotide messenger RNA. Its product is annotated as centrocin 1-like. The transcript has 4 exons. NCBI's taxonomy places the organism in Eukaryota, Metazoa, Echinodermata, Echinoidea, Camarodonta, Strongylocentrotidae. The record is from RefSeq and is a predicted model, not a curated record. Bases 102 to 593 code for a protein of 163 amino acids.